AUGCAACAAAGUGAAAAAGCCUGUGAGGAAGUGAUGUGUGUGAGGCAGCAGAGCCUGAUGCAGCAGGCCUUUGCUCACAAGAGGGGUUAUGGUGAUGCUGUGAGCAGCACGGACACCUCCCAGUGGUCCUCUCCCUCCAGACUGUGCUGUGACUCUAGUUCUCCACACCACUCAUCUGAGUUUGAAGACCAAACUGACUCAUGUGCAUACAAAACCCCAGGAGCCAAGUCAUCAGACAAGUCUAAAAAAGCACAAAAGGCCCCCAAGCAGAAGACAAACUACACUGCAAACCAUCAACUGCCAAAGUUGCCUCCGAUCAAGCCCCUGCACGUGUCAAAGCCAAGGAUCCAGUCUGCCAACUUGAACUGCAUCAGUGAGCUGAAGAGCCAGGUGUGGGAUCUGCAGCAUCAGCUGAGUGAGGCCAAGAGAGAAAACAAACUGCUGAACAGGCUCCAGCACCGCCACACGGUGGCACUGCAGCAUUUCCAAGACUCAGAGGGCAGCAUAUCACAGAUCCUAACCAAGCACAACAACGAGGUCCGAGUCCUGCAGGGGUUGAUUCGUGAGACCCGCACAUGCCGUGACAACCUGGCUAGACAGCUACAGGCCACAGAAAACAAGUUGUUAAAUGCUACAGCCAGUCUGCAGCGCCUGCAGCUGCUCAACCAUGAUCACAACCUGCUGGAGAGGGAAGAGCUCAGCCUCAGGAUGGCCAAGGCCACUGCCAAGCUGGAGGAGAAGGACAAGAUGAUACUGGACUUAAAGAGGAAUCUUGAGUUGUGCCAAGCUUCAUUCAAUCACCAAAUAACCACUGAACAUAGAAAGACCAGCGAGGCGAGAAAGAUGUCUGGCAAUCUGCAAGAGCAGAUAUAUCAAUUAACUACGGAAGUCCAAGAUAGAGAGAGAGAGCUGGAAAAACACAAUAUUUACUCCCACAGAUUCCUAAAAAGGUCUAACCAAAAAGGAAGGGAAAGUAAGAUGGUUCAAACAGAUGGAUUAGUCCCUUUGAAGUUACAGCAUUCUGAGACUGAAGAGAGGCUGGAAGACCAGGAGAGCUGUGUGAACAUGGAGUCUUUUACUAUCGAAUAUCUGGAGUCAGAGGUUUCAGUUAAUGUCAUGUCAGAAGAAAAUCACGUAGAGGAAACUGAGACUGAGAGAUGUGCAGACUCUGUUGAGCAGAAAGGUUGCUCAGAAGAAAACCCAGAGUGUCAAAGUGAGGAACACUGUACUGAAAAAAAAGAAGGAACAGACAUCCCACAGGAGUCAGAAGAAGAGCACCCAAAGGAACGUGGAAGCCAGGUGUCUGAUAUUUUGGAGGAAACUCUGAAUACAACUGAACCUAAAGGCAAUGGGUACAAGCUGUCCAAAACCAAAUGCAACUACACUUUCAAACAUUCUAUUGAGAACCUGCACAAUGGAAAACCCACCUGCAGCAGUGUGGACACACCAGUGUGA
Molecule: messenger RNA, 1455 nt
Organism: Scomber japonicus (chub mackerel)
Lineage: Eukaryota; Metazoa; Chordata; Actinopteri; Scombriformes; Scombridae
Product: lebercilin-like protein
Exons: 9
Coding region: 1-1455 (484 amino acids)
Biological process (GO): intraciliary transport
Cellular component (GO): axoneme
Source: RefSeq, a predicted model, not a curated record